Molecule: messenger RNA, 1119 nt
Organism: Vicia faba (fava bean)
Lineage: Eukaryota; Viridiplantae; Streptophyta; Magnoliopsida; Fabales; Fabaceae
Source: the annotation of a GenBank genome assembly
AUGGCUAAACUUUCUGAAGACGGUGCUGAGAAGAGUGAGAUUCGUGCUGAGUUUGAUGCUGCUUUUGGUUUUCCUAAUGAGUUUCCUUACGAGAUUGACUCGGUUGAAACUGAAAACAGUGACGAGGAGGAUUUCUUUGCUGGGUUGACUCGUCGACUGAGUCAAGCCUCGCUAAAUGAAACUCGGAAGGAGCAACUCACUGUUCAGAAACCUGAGGAGAAGAUUCGAGUUAUGGCUGGUUCGCCGCAGUCGACGCUAGCCAGAAUCGGAAGCUGGUCCGGUCGAAGCGGUGGUUCGAGCGACGGAAGUCCGAAUGGUUCAACUCGUGUUCCGUCGCCAACGACUGUACCGUUUUCCGCUGAGAACGAUGCUUGGGAUGUGUUGUACGCUGCUGCGGGUGAGGUCGCUAGGUUGAAGAUGAGCGUUGAAGCUUCGUUGGUGGAGAUUCAGAACAAAAGAGGAGUACUCGGUGGCCUUCCACCACCUGUUGCGGCGGAGAAUCGUGCCGCGGCGUUUUUCUCAAACCCUAAUCCUUCGCUUGCUCAAUACAAUCAAGUGAAGCAACAGUGUGAUUCUGUUUGGGGAAGACAAGCCCAGGCCCAGGCCCAGGCUCAAGCCCACGCCCUUGCACAAGCGAAAGCAACUAGCUGGUCGACUCAGGUUCUGAACAGAGGCUAUGAUUAUGAGGGGGUGAAAUGCACGCGCCCUAUGCCUCGUUCGAUUUGGCAUUCUCCUAUUCAAGCUAAGCACCAAAAUAAUCCGGUUCUUUUUAACGGAUCCGGGUCUCGACCCGUUUCUCAAAUUGGAUCUGGUGUUAAAAAAGCAUGUGGUGGAACAGGGGUGUUCUUACCUCGUCAAUAUGUGGCCCCUCUUCCGGAAUCUCGCAACAAAACAAAUUGUGCUUCUGUUUUGGUCCCAACAAGGGUGAUUCAUGCUUUAAACAUGAACAUUGAUGAUUAUAAUGGUGGGAGACAACCUCGUUUCUCGAACGAUUUCGGCGUGGAUUAUGAAUCAUUGUUGGCAAGGAAAAACGCUCUUCUUAUACAGCAGAGAUUAAGGAUGCAACGUGAAGAGGCAGCAAGCUACGAAGCUCGUCUUCCUCAGGAAUGGACUUAUUGA